Molecule: messenger RNA, 2553 nt
Organism: Nematostella vectensis (starlet sea anemone)
Lineage: Eukaryota; Metazoa; Cnidaria; Anthozoa; Actiniaria; Edwardsiidae
Exons: 6
Coding region: 1-2553 (850 amino acids)
Source: RefSeq, a predicted model, not a curated record
AUGCCUGCUACUGGCGAAUCUGAAGAGACUCCUCCACCUGCAGCAACAUCUUUUCAGCCGGGUUAUGCCUUCAAACCGCCUGAGCCCGUGAAAUUGGCAAAGAAUGGAGUUGAAAGCUGGAAAAUAUGGAAACAGCUGUGGCAGCAUUAUUGUAUCGUCUCUAACGCCGAUUCACACUCGCCUCAAUUCAAGAAAUCUCUCUUGAUCUCUACCAUGGGAAUAGAAGCUUUACAAAUCUACAAUGGCUGUGACCCUGUAGAAACUGACACUGCUAAAGAUAUACUAACCAAACUUGAUGCUCACAUACUUGGUGAAACCAACGAGACCUACGAGAGGUACAAGUUCAACACUCGAGUCCAGAAACCUGAUGAGAGUAUUGACAGCUAUGUUGCAAGCCUGAAGACAUUGGCCGAGACUUGCAAUUUCUGUGAGUGCUUGAAAACUUCCUUACUGAGGGAUAGAGUGGUACUUGGUGUGAAAGAUGAUCAUACCAGAAAGCGACUGCUGCAAGAAGGAAAACUCACUCUACAGAAAGCACUUGACAUUUGUCACAGUUAUGAGAAAACGUCUGAUCAACUGAAGAUUAUUUCUGGAAAGGAAGAGGAGGUACACCGAUUGAAUAUAAACAAGCAAAAAACAAAAGGAGCUUCACAUGGUCAAAGGAACAAGCCAGUCGGUAAUGGUAAACCUGGAGGCACGAAUCCUCGUCAAGCUGCUAAAUGCAAAUUUUGUGGCUAUUCUCACACUCUAAAGAAGGAAUUCUACAAAGCUUGGGGGAAGAGAUGCAAUAAUUGCAAGGCUCCCACCAUUUCUCGAGUUGCUGUCCAAGUUUGGGUGGCAAGAAACAAGUCCAUACUGUUGGUGACGGAUCUGACUCCGAUUCCUCUGCUGAAAUGUGGUCCCUUAUAUGCUGAGAUGUGUCUAAAAGAUGGACGGAGAGUCAAAUUCCAGGUUGAUUGCGGUGCCACAGUCAAUGUUAUAAAUCAGAAAUAUGUGCCGCAAAACACUCAACUACAAGAAUCGAAAAAUACACUGAGCAUGUACAACAAAACUACUCUUAAACCAGUGGGAAAGUGUCGGAUUAUCACUAUAAAUCUGAUUACGAAGAAGAAGUAUAAUGUCAUGUUUGAAGUUGUGAAAGAGGAUUUAACACCCUUGCUUAGCAGAAAAGCAGCGGAACAGAUGAAGCUCAUCACAGUCAACUAUGAUAACUUCAAGCAGGUCCAUGUAGUCACUGAUGGAUUCACAGAAUUAGUGACUGAAUACAAAGCUGUAUUUGAUGACACUGCUGUAGGAUGUUUCUCAGGAAAAGUAAAUCUCAAGGUUGAUGGCAAUGCUGUGCCUACUCAAAGUCCACCACGACGAGUACCUAUCAGUGUUAAACCUGCACUUGAGAAAGAGUUACACAACCUUGUCAAGCUUGGAGUCCUGAAGCCUGUAACUGAGCCAACUCAAUGGUGCUCACAGAUCUCUAUACAGAAGAAGAAGAAUGACCAGCUCAGGAUCUGUCUUGACCCAAGAGUCUUGAAUGAAGCUCUUCAGAGGGAAAUAUACCCUCUCCCGACAAUUGAUGAUAUCCUGCCUGAGUUUGCCAAUGCUAAGCUGUUCAGUAAGUUUGAUCUAGCUCAUGGUUACUGGCACUGUGAACUUGAUGAAGAGAGUAGUUACAUGACCACAUUCAUCACUGUGAAUGGCAGAUUUCGUUGGUGUCGUCUCCCAUUUGGUCUCAAAGUCAGUUCUGAGAUAUUCCAGCGUAAGCUCAUGGAGAGUCUAUCAGGUCUUCGUGGAGUGGUCUGUGUGGCUGAUGACAUUCUAGUUUAUGGACAUUCUGAGGGUGACCAUGAUGAGAAAUUGAGAAAUCUACUUGAUGUUUGUGCUAGAAAUAACAUUAAGCUGAAUCACCAGAAGAGUGUGUUCAAGACCACUGAAGUUGAGUUCCUUGGUCACGGAACAACAACGACAGUGACUGAGAACAAUGUUUAUCAGCACGUUGCUAUACGCAAGGACAAUUGCCAGCAAAACUCGUUUUUUACUGCACAGCAGCUUGACGUUGUUGGAUUUAGUAACUUUAGCGGGCGACUUGUCCAAAGUAAUGCUAACCUCGCAGUAGUUGCACCCCUGAACAAUAUCAGUCGAAAAGUCAUGCUCUCCAGAUAUGAUGUUGAUGGCCUUCCUACUUUCCUUGUAGUUGACUUCAUGAGAAAGACUUUUCCUGUGACACUAGAGACAAUUGUUGUACCAUAUUAUCCAGUUACAGAUGAUAUGGUGCUUGUCAGGGGAGACCAAGCAGACACUAUAUGGGGGGCUCGAGUGUUAACAUUUAAUUUAGAAAGGAAAUCAUUCAAUGGACGCUUCUUCAAAGAACGAGAUGAUGGCUUGUGGAUAACAGAGGGAACUAGAGAUCAAGUCAUUCAUUUUAUCAGUGUUCUUGGCCUGUCCAUCUGUCAGCUGUGCAAGAUCCCAAAGCCAGUUGGCGAUUGUCAUUCUCCCAGUAUCUGCAUCAGUGGGAAGAGUAUUCGCCACCUACCCUUCAGCAUACCAUACGCAUGCUAA